AUGCCUGAUCAUCUUGGUUCUGACAUGCGUAAGCAGAAAAAGAGUGCUGACACUGAGGACGACAAACAAUUUCAAGCCCUUGAUGAAGGUGACAUUGCUGUUUUGAAGCGAUAUGGGCAAGGUCCUUACGCUGAACAAUUGAAACAGCUCGAAAUUGACGUCGAAGAAUGUCUGAAAAAGGUGAAUGAACUGUCCGGCGUUAAAGAAUCGGACACUGGCCUAGCACCACCUGCAUUAUGGGAUAUCGCUGCCGACAAGCAAGCUAUGCAGCAAGAACAACCACUUCAGGUUGCUCGGUGCACCAAAAUUAUAACUGGAGAAGGUCAUGAUCCCAGAUACAUCAUUAAUGUGAAGCAGUUUGCCAAGUUUGUUGUAGAUCUUGCUGACACAGUAGCACCUACAGAUAUUGAGGAAGGCAUGCGAGUCGGUGUUGAUCGUAACAAAUAUCAGAUCCAUUUACCACUUCCUGCUAAAAUUGAUCCUACAGUCACUAUGAUGCAGGUGGAAGAGAAGCCGGAUGUCACAUAUGCCGAUGUUGGAGGUUGUAAAGAGCAAAUCGAGAAACUUAGGGAAGUCGUCGAGACUCCCCUUCUGCAUCCUGAGCGUUUCGUAAAUCUCGGUAUCGAGCCACCGAAAGGAGUGUUGCUUUAUGGUCCACCGGGAACGGGUAAAACAUUAUGCGCUCGUGCAGUUGCAAACAGAACAGAUGCGUGUUUUAUUCGAGUGAUUGGAUCCGAAUUGGUACAAAAGUAUGUCGGAGAGGGUGCUCGAAUGGUGCGAGAACUGUUCGAAAUGGCGCGUUCUAAGAAAGCUUGCCUAAUCUUCUUUGAUGAAAUUGACGCAGUAGGAGGUGCACGUUUUGACGAUGGUCAAGGUGGUGACAAUGAAGUGCAGCGUACAAUGCUUGAGCUCAUCAACCAACUUGAUGGUUUCGAUCCUCGAGGAAAUAUUAAGGUACUUAUGGCAACAAAUCGACCUGAUACGCUUGAUCCUGCUUUAAUUAGACCAGGCCGCUUGGAUCGUAAGAUUGAAUUUGCUCUUCCUGAUUUGGCAGGAAGAACACAUAUCCUGAAGAUACAUGCAAAACAAAUGAGCGUAGAACGCGACAUUCGAUAUGAUUUGCUGGCUCGCCUUUGCCCAAACAGUACUGGAGCUGAACUUCGUUCCGUAUGCACGGAAGCUGGAAUGUUUGCUAUUCGAGCUCGUCGCAAGGUCGCAACAGAGAAGGACUUUUUGGAAGCAAUCAAUAAGGUCAUCAAAGGAUAUGCGAAAUUCAGUGCAACACCGAGGUAUCUUACGCACAAUUAA
Molecule: messenger RNA, 1308 nt
Organism: Angiostrongylus costaricensis
Lineage: Eukaryota; Metazoa; Nematoda; Chromadorea; Rhabditida; Metastrongylidae
Source: the annotation of a GenBank genome assembly